Molecule: messenger RNA, 2047 nt
Organism: Cajanus cajan (pigeon pea)
Lineage: Eukaryota; Viridiplantae; Streptophyta; Magnoliopsida; Fabales; Fabaceae
Product: cytochrome P450 78A3
Molecular function (GO): heme binding; oxidoreductase activity, acting on paired donors, with incorporation or reduction of molecular oxygen; iron ion binding
Source: RefSeq, a predicted model, not a curated record
UAUGAUUUCAGCACUUGCCAUCUUCCCUCCUAUAUAUAUUGCACAACCGCCCUCCCCCUUCCUCACACCCUCUCUAUAACAAGCUUGUUCACUCUCUCACUCUCUUUCUGUCUCCACCAUGACAACUCACAUUGAUAACUUGUGGGUGUUAGCCUUGGCCUCCAAAUGCACACAGGAGAACAUUGCAUGGUCACUUUUGAUCAUGGUCUCACUCUGGCUCACCAUGACCUUGUUCUACUGGUCUCACCCAGGUGGUCCAGCUUGGGGCAAGUACCACUCCACAUGGAGGAAAAACACCAACAACCUUAACCAUGUCUCAGAUAAUAAUAAAAUGAUUCCUGGUCCCAAAGGCUACCCCAUACUAGGUAGCAUGAGGCUCAUGGCCUCGCUAGCGCACCACCGUAUUGCGGCUGCGGCCAAGGCAUGCAACGCCACCAGGCUCAUGGCCUUCAGCCUCGGCGACACACGUGUCAUAGUCACGUGCCACCCCGACGUAGCCAAGGAGAUUCUCACCAGCUCUGUUUUCGCGGAUCGCCCCAUCAAGGAAUCCGCUUACAGCCUUAUGUUCAACCGUGCCAUCGGCUUUGCCCCCUACGGUGUUUACUGGCGCACUCUCCGCCGUAUCGCCGCCACGCACCUCUUCUGCCCCAAGCAAAUCAAGGCCUCUGAGUUUCAACGUGCCCAAAUCGCCGUCCAGCUCACCGACUCAUUCCGAAACCGCCACGCCGGCUUUUGCGUUCGCCAGGCGCUUAAGAAAGCUUCGCUCAAUCACAUGAUGUGGUCGGUGUUCGGUCAGAGGUACAACCUGGAUGAAACAAACACCGGAAUGGAGGAGCUAUCCCGGUUAGUGGAGCAAGGGUACGACCUUUUGGGUACCCUUAAUUGGGGUGACCAUAUCCCUUUUCUCAGAGACUUUGACCUACAAAAAAUCCGGUUCAUUUGUUCAAAGCUCGUCCCCAAAGUGAACCGGUUCGUUGGUUCAAUCAUCGCCGACCACCAAGCCGACAUAACCCAAACCAACCGGGAUUUCGUUCAUGUUUUGCUCUCUCUCGAAGGUCCAGAUAAAUUGUCUCACUCCGACAUGAUUGCUGUCCUCUGGGAAAUGAUAUUUAGAGGGACCGACACGGUGGCGGUUUUGAUCGAGUGGAUACUAGCGAGGAUGGUGCUUCAUCCCGAGGUACAAAGGAAGGUGCAACAGGAGCUUGACGCGGUGGUUGGGUCACGCGUUUUAACUGAGGAGGACGUGGCGGCGACGGUGUACCUGCCGGCGGUGGUGAAGGAGGUUCUGAGGGUGCACCCUCCGGGCCCACUUCUCUCGUGGGCCCGUUUAGCCAUCACUGAUACGACCAUUGAUGGGUAUCACGUGCCCGCUGGGACCACCGCCAUGGUUAAUAUGUGGGCCAUAGGGCGGGACCCGAGCGUGUGGGUGGACCCACUUCAGUUCAAGCCCGAGAGGUUCCUUAACGGGGAGUCCGAGUUUUCUGUUUUUGGGUCGGAUCUGAGACUCGCUCCGUUCGGGUCGGGUCGGAGGACUUGCCCCGGAAAGACUCUGGGUUUGACCACUGCAACCUUCUGGGUGGCCAGGCUCUUGCACGAGUUUGAAUGGUUACCGUCUGAUGAAGCUAACGGGGUUGAUCUAACGGAGGUGCUUAGGCUCUCGUGUGAAAUGGCUAACCCCCUCAAUGUUAAGGUUCGCCCUAGGCGUGGAUUAAGCACUUAGUAGUGAUAAUAAUUAAGCCUGUCUAAGUUAACUUGAAAUGAAACUUUGUUUUAGUGAGAUGAAAAAAAAAGAGAGGUUUUGCAUGUGGCAGGGGGUUGGUGGCAGGUGCAUGGCCCUUUGGAGCCACUAAAUGUUAAGUGAAAGAAGUUAGAAGCUUGCUUGAGUUGGCUCUGUCUCUCUAUAAUAUGGGUCAUAAGGUUUUUCUCUUUUUUGUUUUUAAGUUGAUAGUGAAGUCCUAAGUUGUCCCCGGUUAUAAAAAUUAGAAAAAAUAUCUAUUUCCAUUGUAAAUAUUUUGCUCAAAUUAAUACAAGUUCUUAAGUUUGCCUA